CGACAUGAGACGUCCCCCUCACCAGAUCCUCACAACUCAGACUGGCCAGAGCACUACAGCUGCUCAGUUUAGAUAUACACUGUUUAUCAGUCACUUUGGAUUAUAACAAGGGUUCAUUGAAAGCUGAGGGAUGACAUCACUGUCUGUUGGCGUGGUCCUCUGCCUUACAGGCUGGAUCACUCUCUACACACUACUGUGUAACACCAAUGGAAGCCGUGGCUCUGAGUGGAACUGUAGGCUGGUCACACUGCUCCAUGGCAUCCUGGCGGUCUGCAUAACAGCAUACAUAGGCUAUGUGGAAGGUCCAUGGCCCUUCACACAUCCAGGCACAAAGAACACCCCCCUUCAGAUCAGUGCUAUGGUCAUUAGCCUGGGUUACUUCAUCUUCGACAUGGGCUGGUGUGUUUACUUCCGCACAGAGGGCCCGGUGAUGCUGGUCCACCACACCAUGAGCAUCCUGGGUAUCUUGCUGACCCUGAGCUUGGGGGAAUCAGGCAUGGAGUCCUGCGCCGUAAUCUUCGCCAGCGAGAUCACUAACCCCCUUCUGCAAGCUCGCUGGUUCCUGAGACAGUUGGGACGCUAUGAGAGCCUGACAGGGGAGGCGGUGGAUGUUCUGUUUGUAGUGCUAUUUGUGUUUAUGCGCAUAGUGGUUGGCGGAAGGAUGUUGUACUGCGAGCUCAUCUCCCCAUGGCCCAGGUUCAUUAUAAAGUGUGAAGGAGUUGCCAUGUAUGUGCUGUCCUGGGUGUUCAUGGUGGACAUUGGUCGUUUCGCCUACCGCAAGAGUCAAUCCAAAUACAGACGCUGGAGAGACCAACACAGACUGGCAGCAGUUAAAGAACAAGAUGGAAAAACAGACUGAAAGACUUCCUUAUCAUGAUGAAUGAAAACAUCCAAUGUUUAUACUAAUAGACCAACAGUAUACAAAUGGUUGUGCAUACUGUAAGCAUGGGGUCAAAGUCAAGCCAUUCUUUGGGCCUGUAUGAUUAUUGGGGAAUAUUUUUUGGUAUUCAGCUAACACUUGUACAUUUUUUGUUUGCUUUUUUAUUAAAAACAAGUGCAAGAGAAUGUGCAAAAGCGUCUUGAAAAAUGUACAACUGUAGCAAAAACAAUUGAGACAUAGUUAGUCUUUGAAACCAAAGGAUGUAGUGCCAAUAUGAUGAACAGAUGUAUUUCACAAACAUAAUGCAAUGAACUGUAACCUAAUAGUAUGUUUUCCAAACCUUUGGGAAACAGACACUUUUGAUAUCCAUCCAUUGAUUCCCUCCAUCUAGAUUACAUAACAUUCCCUAAUCAUCAUAGGUUAGGCCACACCUGUUUUGAGGCAGUACAAUUGAACCAAAACUGACUGUUUCCUUACUUUUGCAGUAUUUUGUUAUUGUAUGCAGUAGUUUUCCUGCAGAAAUUCUACUUUUAUAAAUAUUUUGCAAUGUGUUGUGUAAUUUUUCUAAUUUGAGUCUAAUUUGUCUAAUUUGAAAAGUGGUACUCCUUAUAAGCCAUUUCAUAAUAUUCCAUGGAAUAUCCCAUGUUCCAUUCCAUUUAGUUUUUAGGAAUAUGUUUGUGAACGCUGGCUGAGAUUGCAGUGUUAUAGAUUGUGUAUUGUAUGCAUAUUCAUAUGGAGUACAUGACACUGGCUUUUAUAUAACAUAAAACUCAGUAAAAAGCUACAUGUUUCUUAUGAUAACUGUCUUUCCAUUUAGCUACAAUAAUGCUUUGCACAAGGCUUUUUCGUUUAAGCUCACAGCAACAACAAAUUUGAAAUAAAGUAAUUGUGUAACAUAUGUAAUAAUAUGUUUAGUGGCAUUCCAUUGCUUGAUUGGGUGUAUAUUAGUCAUUGUAAAUUAGUUUAAAAUACCAAUUGGUAAACAAUGAUUUGUGCUAAAUGUUUGUGCACUGUAUUGCUUAAAAUGUUCCAGUAUGAUGCUAGAAGGUCAUAUUUCCCAAUAUUGUAUGCAUUCAUAUUUGAAAUUCACUACUUUUAUAUUAAAUAUUUUAAUCUGGUGCUUAAGUAGUUAGAUAUGUGGAUUUGUAUGUCAACAUUCACCACCCCUGUGUCUUAGUUUAAAAAUACCAAUGGAUAAACAAUGAUUUGUGCUAAAUGUUUGUGCACUGUAUUGCUGAAAAUCUUCCAGUAGGACGCUAGAAGGUCACAUUUCCCAUUAUUGUAUGCAUUCAUAUUUGAAAUUCACUACUUUUAUAUUAAAUAUUUAAAUCUGGUGCCUAAAUAGUUAGAUAUGUGGAAUGGUAUGUCAACAUUCACCACCCCUGCGACAAGGUAGAAUCAUACAAGUGUGCCUUCGUGACUUUAUACGUGUUCAAAUGCAAUGUUUAUUUUUGUUGUGUGUUCAAUAAAUACCCUGAAUACAGA
Messenger RNA from Coregonus clupeaformis (lake whitefish), 2365 nucleotides. Its product is annotated as TLC domain-containing protein 5. The transcript is spliced from 3 exons. Bases 131 to 859 code for a protein of 242 amino acids. Gene Ontology annotation, cellular component: membrane. Lineage: Eukaryota; Metazoa; Chordata; Actinopteri; Salmoniformes; Salmonidae. The record is from RefSeq and is a predicted model, not a curated record.